GUUUAGAGGGAGUCCGCUGCAACAUUGGGGGUGAAAAAGCAGAAUAGGCGCAUGUGUAUAUGCAUUCCAGAAUAAAGCAUAGUAACUCCUUUUUCUUUUGAGUGAACGCUUGUGGCUGUGUAUGAGGGCGUGUAUGUUCUUAUGAGCGAAGAAGAGAGAAUGUGUGUCUGUUGCUGAAGGAGCCGCUGCUGGGAGUGAUAGCUCUUUUGCUUUAGUACUUGUGCGGACAGGAGAGCUGGAAGUAGUUGUUUUGUGGAACUCUCAGAAAAUGGCAAACUGCACCGUAUCCUUCGAAUCAUCCCACUAAGUGACAAUGGCCGAGGCUAUCUGCUGUACCUUGGUGAACUGUAGCUGUGACAACUUUAAGUCCGGGAAGCUGAAAAGGAGGCAGUGUGAAAACUGCAAACAUGGCUGGGUAGCACAUGCCCUGAGCAAGCUGAAGGUGCACCACAUGUUCCAGAGCAGCCAGGUGGAGAUCGUGCACUCCAAUGUGGUGUUCGAUAUCUGCAGCCUGAUGCUGUACGGCACUGAAGCCAUCCCAAUCCGGCUCAAAAUCCUCCUAGACCGUCUUUUCUCUGUCCUCAAACAGGAGGAGGUCAUUCAGAUCCUCAGUGCACUGGACUGGACAUUCCAGGACUACAUUAGAGGAUAUGUGCUCCAGGAUGUUGCUGGCAAGGUGUUGGACCGGUGGGCCAUCAUGACCUUUGAGGAGGAGAUUGCAACACUGCAGCAGUUUUUGCGUUUUGGUGAAACCAAAUCAAUUGUGGAGCUUAUGGUUUUACAGGACAAUGAGGGGCAGGCAGUGUUGGUUCCAAGCACACGCACAAACUCAGAUAUCCGCACCUUUAUUGAGCGGAACACUCCUCGCUCCCCUGCCAAUCUCUCCACAACUAAAGUUGAAAAGAUUAGUGGCAACAGCAUGCAUCACUUUGAGGACUUUAUCAAUAGCAUGGCCUUCAUGCUUCCAUUCCAAAUGUUAGGCUCUGUGCCUGCACCUGUUUUAGGCUCUCCACUGGGGGCAAUGCAACAUCAACACCAGCAAUACCAACUGCACCAGCAACCACAUGGUACUUCAGUUGAGCAGCAGAUUCAGACGAAAGAUGAAGUGGGGGACAAUCUUGGUAGAGACAACCCCCUGUAUCUUUCACAUCCAUCAGAGAGCAGCCUGCUAGGUUCCAGCUCUAUCUCAUACACAUCUGAUUUGGACCAAACUGGAGAAAGAACAAUAGACACAUACUCCACAACCGCAAAGAUUGAGGCUGAGGAUUUCACCAACAGUGACAACUACUCAGAUGGAUCAUCCACACCAUGCACGCCAUCAAUGACGUCUGAUGUCCCACAGAUUUCACCUGAGGGAAAGCUGCGCUCUCUGGACAGUAAUGGACGCCACACUGGAGGGGUCUUAGGGGGUGGAGGCUCUGUGAAGAAGGGUCGUGUAUUUUGUAAUGCUUGUGAGAAAACAUUUUAUGACAAAGGCACACUGAAAAUUCAUUAUAAUGCAGUUCACCUAAAGAUUAAACACAAGUGUACCAUUGAAGGCUGCAACAUGGUGUUCAGCUCGCUGCGCAGUCGCAAUCGGCACAGUGCCAACCCAAACCCACGGCUACACAUGCCCAUGAACCGAAACAACAGAGACAAAGAUUUACGGGGAAGCUUGUCUGCUGAUGAAUGUUUACAAGGAGAAAAGAGAGCUGACUAUAGCAAUAACAUUUCCAUCUCUUCCUCAGAAAGCUGUAAGUCACCACCCAGCUAUGUGGUGAGCCAUGUAGACUCUGUUCCUAAGCUCCACAGCAGUUCCUUUUCCAGCAUGGGCCAGACUGGCAUCCUCUUCCCUAACUUGAAAACAGUACAGCCAGUCUUGCCUUUCUACCGAAGUCUGGUAACCCCAGAAGAACUUGCCAACACCCCAGGGACAUUACCUUCUCUUCCAAUUUUAUCGUCUUCUGUAUCUGUUAAACCCAUCUCAGCACCUGAACCCUGUAUGGCAGAUGUUAUACCAAAGAAAAAAUCCCGGAAGUCAAGUAUGCCGAUAAAAAUAGAGAAGGAGAUAAUAGAGCAGGAUGAGCACAUGGGUAAGGGAAGCAACUCUGAGAAGGAGGUUCCCCUGCGGUGUAGAAACAAAGAUGAGUGUGAUUGUAACCAAGAAGAACAGCAUAUGUGUAAUAAAAAGCCUGACAAACAGACGGAGGCAAGAGAGGAUUUUGCUGACAAAGAAAAGGAAAGGUCCUUUGCUAGAAACUCAAUAGAAAUUAAUGAUAAACCAGACAGACCAGGACAAAAUGAAACAGGGGUCAUCACCAUUUCACCAUACCCAUUAGAAAAGAGGCCCUUGGGUAGCCACAAAACCUCGGUAGGUAAGAAAUCCACUUGCAGUGAAGAAAGAGCUGAUGGGGAACAUUCAGGCUCAUUGCAUACACCCAACAAGAUCCCAGAUCAUAAAUGGAAGGAAGUUAGGCACAUGUUGACUAAUGGGGUUGGUCUCCUGUUAAAUGAGAAGGAAGGGGUUGAAAGAUGUACAGAAGAUUAUGGGGUCUCAGGGUUGUCCCACCUUGAACCUAAUGCUAACCUGCCACACCACUGUGAGAUCUGCAGUAAGACCUUUAAAAAUCCUUACAGUGUCAAGAUGCACUACCAAAACAUCCACUUGAAGGAGAUGCACAUGUGCACAAUGGAUGGCUGCAAUGCUGCCUUCCCAUCCCGCAGAAGUCGAGACAGACACAGUGCAAAUUUGAACCUGCAUCACAAGCUGCUGAUCAAAGACUCACUCAGCCUGGACGCCCUCCCCUUCUCACCCUCAUCACAUUGCAGAGACAGAGACUCUGAUGGUCAGGAGCCUUGUCAAAACCAACAGGACUUGUUGCAUCAAGACCCAACCUGUCAGACCUCUGUCAUCACCCAAGAACACAACUGCAUGGGACUGGGGUUUACUAUGAGCAAAGCACCUGCUGCGCUUACCAGUGGUGAGACAUCCCCUAUACCAGAGUUGGAGGGACUUGGAGAAGGAGAUGGUGGUGGAAAUGGGAAUGAUGAGACAGUCCUUGACCUGAGCACCUCAACCUCUGUUCUAUUCAGUGGCAGUGGUAGCGCUAAGUCUUCCUGGGACUCAGAUGGAGCUGAGAGUGAUGAAGGGGAGGCAGGUGAAGCGGAUGAGGAGGUACUCCCCAUAGAGGAAAGUGAUGAAAGCUGUGAUGGGAUGGGUGUGGGGAGGUCAGAGGGUGAUGAGUUGGCAUUUGGGGGACACAGGAAUCUAGACUGUAGCAGGAGCGGAAAAAACAGACUUCAUGGGGGGGGUUCUCCGAUUACAUGCCACAUCUGCCAAAAAGUGUACAGCAACAAAGGUACAUUCAGAGCUCAUUACAAGACUGUCCAUCUGCGACUGCUUCAUAAAUGUAAGGUCCCUGGUUGUGACACAUCCUUCUCCUCUGUACGUAGCAGAAACAGACACAGUCAGAACCCAAACCUGCACAAGAAUCUAUGUGUUAACUCAGGGGCCAUAGUCCAAUAGGAGUAAAAAUCAGAGCUCAAAUGGCAGCAAACUGGUGAUCUUUCUUUUAAUUUUAUGGGGAGGGGGGACAGAGUGAAGGCUCACUAAAUAGCACUUUUUAAAUAUUAACAUCACAAUUCACCAAAAUACUGUACAUUUGGAAAACGAAAAAUUUGGUGAAAAUAAUAUUCAGUUAGGAAUUCAUUUGUUGUGUAAAAUGAAAAUAGAUAUACAUUCCUGCCAUUGUUUACUCAUCAAGCAAAGUAUAAUCAGUGUCUAUAAAGAAUCGUCUGCAUUAGCAUUUGUAGUCUUGUUGUUAAGUGGAACUGAUCUCUCUUACUGUAUUCUUUUAUCCUGAUGUUCCAGUUGAGAGCAUUAAAAAAUGUUUUCUGUGCUGCAUUGUCCCACUUGUUCUCCCCAUGAUAGCUGAAUCAGGAAACUCUAUUACUGAAGGGAAUUGUUUUGCUAUAAAUUUAUUAAAAUUGUUCUUUGGUAGCUCACACAUGUCAUUUAAUUAAUCAGAAAAGUAUUUCAAACAGUAUUUUAGUUUAAAGGUUCUAGUGUUGUGGGUGUGACCAUAUUUGCUGUUAUCUGAUAGAUCUUUACAGUUCUGUGUUUUAUGCUGCCUACAUCGACCAAAGAUUUUCCUUCUCCUUCAUAAUCUCUUUCAUAUUUUCUGAGGCAUAUGCAGGAUUCAAGGGGCUUCAUUAAUUAAGCCUGAGCACUGAGAGCCUGAUGAAAUUCAAGUGCUCAUUUACUUUGUGAUGAACAACAGUAAUAAAGUGUGCCGAUUGCUGGAGAACAAUAAAAUUAAGAAAGAAAUGUAGAAAAUUGGUACUAGGGUAAACAAUCCUCUCUGUUUCCGUGGCAUGCUUGUGAGGAAAUCUACUCCUUGGACUGUUUUAAGCAGAGGUGUGGCUCUUGUAUAGUUUGUGUUUCACAGUAAGCUGACUGAGUGGACAAUCUGCAACAAAAUGCUGGGUCUAGAGGCAAGAAGCAUGUACUGUGAAGUCGAACACUGAACACUGAAAAUAAAUAUGGGGAAAAUACAAUUCAUCACUGGCCCCACUCACCCUAUAAAUAAAUGGAACUGAUGAAUAAAACAUUUACUAAGUUGGAUAUUCUGCGAAUAGAGUAACUUUUUGUCUCAAGAAAUCAAAAUAUAUACUGCAUUAUCAAGGAACAGUGUUGUUCGGAUAAUUCCACAAUAGUUUUGCUCUGUUUCACACAUUUUUGUAUUCUGUAUUUAAAUUCAAAGGACCAGAUUGAGAUACCAUUCUUUUCUUUACAGGGAUUUGUUUAAAAAUGAGAGAGCAAAACUGAUAGUUGUUACCAGUACACAGUUAAAUAAAAAGCCAUAUGUUUGGAGGAUUCA
Messenger RNA from Girardinichthys multiradiatus, 4859 nucleotides. RefSeq names its product basonuclin 1 (gene bnc1). The transcript has 5 exons. Bases 314 to 3505 code for a protein of 1063 amino acids. The record is from RefSeq and is a predicted model, not a curated record. Gene Ontology annotation, biological process: regulation of transcription by RNA polymerase I. Gene Ontology annotation, cellular component: nucleus. NCBI's taxonomy places the organism in Eukaryota, Metazoa, Chordata, Actinopteri, Cyprinodontiformes, Goodeidae.